Ipomoea triloba (trilobed morning glory) is the source of this 2372-nucleotide messenger RNA. RefSeq names its product exocyst complex component EXO70A1-like. Gene Ontology annotation, cellular component: exocyst. The record is from RefSeq and is a predicted model, not a curated record. Bases 155 to 2017 code for a protein of 620 amino acids. Gene Ontology annotation, molecular function: phosphatidylinositol-4,5-bisphosphate binding. NCBI's taxonomy places the organism in Eukaryota, Viridiplantae, Streptophyta, Magnoliopsida, Solanales, Convolvulaceae. The transcript has a single exon. Gene Ontology annotation, biological process: exocytosis.
AUAGAGAAAAGAAUCGCAAAAGCCUCCAAUUUUUAUUCUUCACCAUCGAUCAUCAUCGUCAUUAUUGGUAGCUCGGCUAUCUCUCUUCUCUGCGCAAUCAAUAAAUCGCACCAAAACUUCACAUCUUCGAUUCCAGAUUCCGGAUUUUUCCAUCAUGGAGCCGCCGGGGAACGACGCCGUAGCAUUCGAGUCAGCGGAGAAGAUAGUGCUCCGGUGGGACUCGACCACGUCGGAGGAGGCCAGGGAGAAGAUGAUCUUCGAAGGAGACCGGCAGGAAAUCGAUCAGUACUUGCAGGCCGUCGAUGAAAUCCAACGGUCAAUGGAGUCCACCACGCUCUUGGACGACGACCAGAGCAAAGCCAACAGCGCGAUCCAGAUCGCCAUGGCUCGGCUGGAGGACGAGUUUCGGAACAUCCUCAUCGCUCACACCAGCGCGAUCGAAGUCGAGUUACUCUCCGACUUGAACUCAUCUUCUUCCUCGAUCAACUACUCCGCCGCCUCCAGGACCACCAGCGGCGAAAUGAACUUGGGAGACGAAGAGCUGAAAAGCAUUGACGGAAAAGAUGGAGGUUCCGUGAAGAAACAGCUGGAGCAUCAGGACAGCGGCAGCAGCAGCUACCGAUCUACAUACAGCAUCAAGGAAAUCGACCUAAUGCCGCCGGAAGCGGUUUUCGACCUCCGGAGCAUCGCGGAGCGGAUGAUUUCCGCCGGGUAUCUGCGGGAGUGUAUUCAGGUGUACGGAAGCGUACGGAAAUCCUCCGUGGACGCGAGCUUCCGGAAGCUAGGGAUAGAGAAGCUGAGCAUCGGAGAUAUCCAGAGGCUGGAGUGGGAGACUCUGGAAAUGAAGAUCCGACGGUGGAUUCGGGCCGCAAAAUUGUGCGUUAGGGUUCUAUUCGCCAGCGAGAAGAAGCUAUGCGAGCAAGUUUUCGAGGGUUUAGGCACUGCUACCGACGAUGCUUGCUUUAUGGAGACAAUCAAAGGUCCGGCUAUCCAGCUUUUUAAUUUCGCCGAGGCCAUCAGUAUUAGCCGGCGGUCGCCUGAGAAGUUGUUCAAGAUACUGGAUCUUCACGAUGCUUUAUCGGAUUUACUGCCGGAUAUUGAAAUAGUCUUCGAGUCCAAAUCCUCAGAGUCAAUCAGGGUUCAGGCGGCUGAGAUAUUAUCUAGGUUAGCGGAGGCGGCCAGAGGGAUAUUGUCUGAAUUCGAAAACGCAGUUCUCCGGGAACCGUCAAAGAUUCCGGUCCCCGGAGGGACCAUUCAUCCUUUGACCAGAUACGUAAUGAAUUACGCAAGUUUGAUCUCAGAUUACAAGCAGACUUUGGUUGAAUUGAUUGUUUCAAAGCCCUCAGCCGGAUCAAGAUAUUCAACCGAUCCCAACACGCCUGAUAUGGAUUUCACAGAGCUGGAAGGGCAGACUCCAUUGGACCACCAUUUGAUCUGGAUCAUUGUGAUUUUGCAGUUCAAUUUAGAAGGCAAGUCUAAGCACUAUAAAGACACCUCCUUGGCACAUUUGUUCAUGAUGAACAAUGUUCAUUAUAUUGUUCAGAAGAUUAAAGGCUCACCCGAAUUGAGAGAGAUGAUUGGGGAUUAUUAUCUGAGGAAGUUAACUGGGAAAUUCAGACAUUCAGCCACAAAUUACCAGAGAGCAACCUGGGUAAGAGUUCUGCAUUGUCUGAGAGAUGAAGGGUUACAUGUUAGUGGCAGCUUUUCAUCUGGAGUGUCCAAGAGUGCUCUGAGAGAGAGAUUUAAGACCUUCAAUGCCAUGUUUGAAGAGGUUCACAGGACUCAAUCCACAUGGCUCAUCCCUGAUACUCAGCUUCGCGAGGAGCUGAGAAUUUCCAUAUCAGAGAAGCUGAUCCCAGCUUACAGAUCGUUUCUUGGGCGGUUUAGGACUCAUAUUGAGAGUGGCAAGCACCCCGAGAACUACAUUAAGUACUCAGUCGAGGACCUGGAGACAGACGUCCUCGAUUUCUUUGAAGGGUACCAGCCUUCUCAACACCUGAGAAGAAGAUCCCAAUGAAGUUAAGAGGGUUGAUUACCAGUUAGAAUCUUAGGACAAUUCUUUGAAUCUUUUUUUUUUGGUGGAGUACUCGAGAGAUGAGGCGUCUGGUCAUCGUUCUGGCCUCUAUCAAGUUUGCCAAUUGUUGAGGGCAUUGUCAUUGUCAUUGUUUGUUUGCUGCAAACCACAGAAAUGAUCAAGUUUCCAGAAUAGGUAUUGCUCCUCCCCCUGCCUGCCUGAAUGCUCAUUCCCUGUAAGCACUGUGUUUGAUUGUACUUCUUCCACAUUUUUAGAUUUUGUUUCCUUUUGUUCAUAUGUGAAUUGUUGUAAUGGUUCACGUUUUGGAAAUUUUUAACACGAUUCUCAUUUCACAUUA